CACUGCCAAGACACUUCCGGGUGUUUUCCAGCUGGCAGACAAGACGACGGCGAGAAAAAAACUUCAGCUCGGAGUUUAAGUUAAUUUUUUAUUGUUUUACAAAAUGAAUCGUAUAUUCGGCAAGGGGAAACCCAAGGCUCCGCCGCCGAACCUCUCGGACUGCAUCAAUACCGUGGAUUCCCGGGGCGAGUCCGUGGAUAAGAAAAUCGCCAAACUGGACGCCGAGUUGGUCAAGUACAAGGACCAGAUGAAGAAGAUGCGAGACGGACCGUCAAAGAACAUGGUCAAACAGAAGGCCAUGAGGAUCCUCAAGCAGAAGAGAAUGUACGAGGGCCAGCGCGACAACCUCAUGCAGCAGUCGUUCAACAUGGAACAAGCCAACUACACCAUCCAAACCCUGAAAGACACCAAAACCACAGUGGACGCCAUGAAGGUCGGUCUGAAAGACAUGAAGAAAGCCUACAAGCACGUCAAAAUUGAUCAAAUCGAGAACAUUCAAGACCAGCUGGAGGACAUGAUGGAGGACGCCAACGACAUCCAGGAGGCGCUGGGCCGCAGCUACGGCACGCCAGAGAUAGACGAAGAUGACCUGGAAGCGGAACUGAGCGCCCUCGGGGACGAGUUCCUGAUGGACGAGGACACGUCCUACUUGGACGAAGCCUCCUCGGCGCCGUCCAUCCCCGAAGGCCUCCCGGGCUCCAGGUCCACAAGGGACGGCGUCUUGGUGGAUGAGUUCGGACUCCCGCAGAUUCCCGCCACAUAAGUAGACGCUCGUCGUUUUGCAUGUGUCGAACUUUCCUCUCGUCUCUUAUUUAUCCAACUGACACUCCACACUUUGCACUCAAAUAUGAAAAACUGCUUUGUGGUUCAUUUUAUAUUAAUCAAAAGUGGAACUCUUUCCUGUUCUUGCAGAACACAAAUAAAUAUAUUGUAUUUUUCAAACAACCAAA
Syngnathoides biaculeatus (alligator pipefish) is the source of this 950-nucleotide messenger RNA. RefSeq names its product charged multivesicular body protein 5-like. Bases 104 to 763 code for a protein of 219 amino acids. Gene Ontology annotation, cellular component: multivesicular body. The record is from RefSeq and is a predicted model, not a curated record. The transcript is spliced from 8 exons. Lineage: Eukaryota; Metazoa; Chordata; Actinopteri; Syngnathiformes; Syngnathidae. Gene Ontology annotation, biological process: late endosome to vacuole transport via multivesicular body sorting pathway; vesicle budding from membrane.